Molecule: messenger RNA, 2799 nt
Organism: Olea europaea var. sylvestris
Lineage: Eukaryota; Viridiplantae; Streptophyta; Magnoliopsida; Lamiales; Oleaceae
Product: WPP domain-associated protein
Exons: 3
Coding region: 1-2772 (923 amino acids)
Source: RefSeq, a predicted model, not a curated record
AUGGAUAACUUAUUUGGUGAAAUUGAUUAUCGAUCAAACUCCGACUCUAUAGUGAUGAGACUUUUGAGAUCUGCCAUGGAUAAAGCUCACGAAAAGGUGCAAUCUAAGGAUGGACCUAUCGAGUUUUUACAUGAGAGAUCAAAAUUUUAUGAGUUGGCAGCUAUUCUUGUGGAGGGAGGUUUGAACAUUGUUCAAGAGAAGGCAGACGACGUGGAGGACAACCGGGACAAAAUCUUAUCAGAUUUGAUGGAAAUCAGACAAUGGCUCCAGGGACGGAUCAAAGAUAUGAAACAUCUGAUUGUAAAGAAAGAUAAAGAAUUGACAGAGAAGUUAGAAAACGAGUUGAAGCUUAGGCAUUCACUGGAGUUGAAAGAAAGAGAAAUUUUAUGUCUACACGAAAAAUUAGAGCCCGGAAGAAUGAAGACUGAGGGCUUACAGGAUUCCCUUAUAAGCAAUGAGGCAAUCAAGGAUCGAGCUAUAGAAGGGGAUAUUUGUGAGUUGAAGAAUUCAUUAGAUCAGCAGGUACUGAAUAUAAAGCAAAAACUGGAGGAUGAGCACAACAGUCUUAAAGUUGACUCGAAGAAAAUAACGUCCCAUGUUUCCAGUCCUGAUAUCUGCUCUGGAUUCACAGACGAGGAAAUACAUGGAAAUUCAGGUUUCAAAGAGAAGGAAUUUUUUUGGGAUGACAAAUUUUCCCGUAUACCUGAACCGAACACAUUGAUCAGGUGGAUGAGUUCAGACAUUGAUGAUUUGAAACAAACUUUGGAUCUUGCAUUUGGGAGAAUGCAGAGUACUGAAGUGCUCCCACUGGAGAAACAGUGGAGAUGGACCAUUGAGAAAGAUAUCGAAUCAAUCUUGGUAAAAGGCUUCACAAUCGAUCUCCAACAAAGUUUUGAAGGAGAAAUAACGAAAAGAAUUUGUCUCUUGAAAGAUAAUUUGUCAGAAUUCAUCAUUGAGAUGAGAACCAUAUGUUAUGAAUUGAAGUCUUGUUAUAUUAGUAAUGGGGUAGACGACGAAAGGCAGAAUAAGCAGAGCAAUUCAACUCCUCUCCAUCCUAUACGCAGAGCAACUAGUGAGCCUUUACUUGAUUACCUGGAAAAGUGGCCUGAGGAGCACAAAAAAGAUGAUGGAAGCCAUCGUAUACGGAAACCAUCCAAGUAUGAUGGAUAUUCUAAUAGCCUGGAAACGAGGAUAGAAGAUGCCAUAUCAAGAUUGGACAACCUUGUCAAAAGGAAACACAAUCUUGGAGAUAAAAAGGGUGUUUCAGACAGAUAUGGAGUUCAAGUGAGGAGGUUACCGAUGCCUGAUAGGAAAACUGAGACUAAAAAAAUCACCAGUUGCGAAAGCUUAAAACAAGAAAUUCGAAAACUUAAAACAGAGAGGAAUGACUUGUCUAUGCAGAUUUUAUUAAUGGAAGACACUAACCAAGUUCUUUUUCAAGGCCUUGUCGAAGAUGUUAAUACUAAAUUGUGUCUUUAUGACACUGUGAGACUAAUAGAGGAUAGACGCUCACUAAAGGAAUUUACCCAUUAUCACCAAAAUGCAUCUGCUCAAAGUAAUCAUGAUGAGGCUGAUGGUGAAUUCUACAAUUCAACCUCACCUAGAAUUUUGCGGCAUUACUUGGAGAGCUCAGUCAGGGAGGAUGUGUAUGUUGUCUUUAUUCAAAAAACAGUCGAGGAGUGGAAGAAAACUGUGGAACGCUUUACAGACGAGAGUAUUUCCCAGGAAGAGACAAAAGAGAAUGCCUCUGAUCAAGCAAUCAAAUAUACUGAUAGCAAUGCACCUCAGAUUCUGAACCAAAUUCAUACUCCCGAGCCCAUAACCAGUCCAUUAAAUGAAAUGUCUGAAUCAUGGCAGAUGGAAAGAGAUGCUUAUUCCCUUGAGAAUCUUAUUCGGGAAGAUAUUUAUCAUUUUAUCAUUAUUGAGGCUGUGAAAGAUUUGCACAUCCCUUUUAAAAGAUCAAAAUCAUUACUACAUCCUGAUUUUUCAGAAGACACACCUCGUUCUAGGAAAACUGAUGGAGAUGAAAGGUUCAUAGAGAAGUUAGAUUGUCUGACAAAAUGUUUGGAAGUAGAGGAAGACUUGAUGUUAAGAGCAAGUUCUGAAAUAAAGGCACAUGGUGCAAAAAAUGACCUUGAGGUCUUGGAUUGUGAAGAGGCAGAUGAGCGUAAUGCCAUUGAAUGGCUGUUGACAGACGAUGAAAGGACCUUCAGUUCAGUGGGUAAAAAACUAGAAGGGGCCUUGCAGCAAUUGCAGACAAGCAGAGAGUUGGUGGUAGAAUUGGAACAAAGUUUAGAAAUAUCUGAUGACAUGGAAGAAAACGACCAUGCUGUGCAACUAAACAACAUCUUGAAGAUUAAACACGAAGAACUUCAAAAGGGUAACAAUGAAUUUAUCGAGAUGAUCCCGUCUGAUAAUGUCUUGUCAAUUAUCAUACAACUUCAACAAGAACUCCAGGAUUUUGAGAUCACGAUAAACAAGAAUCUAGAUAUGAAAUGUCAAAGGCUAGAAGCAUUAACGGGUCAAGUGGAUGCAGUAAUCAAAGCAGUGGCUUCCAUCAGGAAAACAAAAUUACUCUACGAGAAGGCUUUUAUUUCGCGAUGUCAUAAUUUGAAACUAGCUGAAUCCGAGGUUGAUUUACUUGGAGAUCAAGUGGACACCCUCCUGCUGCUCCUUGAGAAAAUAUACAUUGAACUGAAUCAAAAUGCUAUUGUUUUGUCGCGCUACUUUGGGGUAAGCAAUUUUAGUGAUCUUGUAUGGUUUAAUGUCUAAUAGUUAGUCUAAUUUUCUUGUAAAGAU